GCGGAGUAUACCAGCCAUUCCGGCGGUCGUCUAACCUUUUUAGGUCAAGUACAAUUUUUCGAGCAUGAAUCACUCAAUUUCCUCCCAACAGAUAAGCAAGAUUCUUUUUUGCCAGUGGAGAUUACUGUCUUAACGGCUGAAAUAUUCCAUUUCCAUUUCAAUUUCCAUUGUCACUGAUUCCGUGAAUCAACAAUCAAAACCCCAUUAUGAGACGUCGUUGUCAUUCCUUAGUCACAUUAGUGGCCAUGCUUGGAUCGCUUUUCACAGCAAAAGCUUGCGGAGUAUCGGUCCAUAAUGAAUUGACUUUCCGAUCUCUGCAUUUAUUUAAACCUCGGGAUCCUAUCCAGAACAAGUAUAAAAACAUAUUGCUUGAGUCAAAAAACUAUCUCCAAGCGGGUUCCUUCUUUCCGGACUGGGGUUAUCAAUGCCUGGGAUAUCAUCAACAAUCAGAAGAUGCACAUUGGGCACCUUUUAUUCGAACGGCCAUUGAGUAUAUAAAAGAUACAUAUCCUCAAUCCUGGGAUGAUCCGUCAAUAAAGGGCCUCGUUGCUUUCGUAUUUGCCAUCAUGUCUCAUGACAUGGCUGACGUCAAGUGGCACAGCUUGGGCGGACUAUCUAAUUAUUUCAUAGAAGCGAUGGCCCAUAUGGAUUUCCACGACAACACGGCCAGUGCUCAUACUGCCGCCGAUACAGGGGCUGAAUUCGCGUUACGGCACUCAACCAAGCUAGCAUACCUCAACGAAACAUGGAAAAUACCGAUCCGCGAUCUGGUGCAAAUUUAUACCCGCUUAUACAAAGAUUCACCGUCAAUGAUACCCUCGGAAGGCCAUCUCAGAUAUUGCAUGUCUAUCGCUUUUGCCGCCUUCAAAAUGGACCUCAAACUAGGACAGCAUUUGUUUGGCUAUUACGGUUCCAAGAGCCCAUUUCUCAUAGAAGAAUUAAACGAUUACCACAAAGGAGGAUUACAAGACAUGACAGCCAGCAUUACUGAAUGCUAUCAAGACAUGAUUCACCUCUUUGAAGGCGGAUCCGUUCCAACCCUCUGUGCUUCUUACUUUGACGACCACAGCACUUCCAUCAAGGAACCCAAUCAUCUGAUACCGAAUGUAUGCAUCGAUAAUACCUGUCCAGAGAUCCAUGAAUUAUAUGAAGAGAACACUGGAAUUUUGACGCUGUCUAUGAAGACGGGACAAAACGAGAUGGAAAAUGUCCAAGAUGCGGAGAUGGGAGGUAAGGAAGAGCUGCCAGAUGUAGUCCGCUUCCAUGGCUCUUCUCCGGUGGCCACAAAGCUGGAAUAUCAAGCCCAAGACGAAAUAUUUGAUCCAUUUGUCACAUCGUCCAAUGGAGCAACCCUUCAGCGAUUUCCGGGACAAUGCCAGUGGUUGAGCAAGCAUGUAGGGUUAGGCGAUAGCAGCACCUUUCUGCCACCCAUCACAUUGUCAUUACCUAUUUUGUCGGCGGCGGUUGGACAUGCGACGGCUACGGGUGAUUUUGAUGCGGAUGGUGAACUUGAUUUAGCCAUUUCCGCACCGUACCAUGACCUGCGCCAACCGGGAGCGACAAGCGUGGAAGAAAGUCUCAUGAAUGGCGUCGUGUUUAUUCUAAAUGGAACGAAAACCCGACUUUCCAGAUUAAUUCAGGAACAGCAUAUCAAUAUCACGGAUAUUCGGGAUGAAUCUCAAGUAAUAUUGACCGGUCACAGCGGCAAGGGCCGAUUUGGAUGGUCAAUGGCGACAGUGGACCUCAAUUGCGAUGGCAUUGACGAUUUGGCUGUGGCCUCCCCUUUUUCAAAUGAUCUUUCUGGUCAUGUGGAUGUUUUCUUUGGAAGAGCCAAUGCUGGUCAUGGGUUGUCUGAGGUACCGGAUAUUCGAAUCCAGCUUCCAUCGAUGGUCAACCGGAUGGAAGGCUUCGGAGCUCAACUUGCUGGUGUGGAUAUCGAUGGCGAUGGCCACAAGGACUUGAUCGUUGGAUGUCCUUACUGCUCUGUCAUGAAUGAAGUACAGGCGGGUGCUCUGUAUAUUUUCCUUGGUCGUUCCGAAUUUCAGGUACAGAAACCUGCUAUUCUCACGCGGCCUGAUUGGAUACUAGCGAGCCCCAACGUAAUGGGUUUUGAGCAUUUCGGCAGCGCUUUUGAAUUUAUCGAUUAUCACGAUGAGCCAUCAGGCGAAAGGCGGCGCGGUAUCUUGCUUGUAGGUGCUCCCGAUUCUCGAGUGCAUGAUUUACAACGUGCUGGACGGGUUUACUGCUUUGAACUAUUUGCCUCUAUUCGGCCGCAAUGGCGCUGGACCAUGUCAGGUGUGAACGAAUUUCAGCAGUUUGGAAGAGUCAUUAUCACCGGUAAAUCAGGGACCAGUCAACAGUACAUUGCUAUUUCGAGCCCUUCGGAGACCACUUGGAAUUCAAGGAUGCAACGGCGAUGGCAAGGCGGCGUAGUGCGAAUUUACGGUCGAGAGGCAUUGUUGAAUAUUCAAUACAUGAGCGGCGAAAUAUCUCUGGAAAAGGGAAUGCUGAGGCAAUUGAAUGGCAACGAGAUUGCAGGCCACCUGGGAGCUUCGAUGGCCUUCUUUGAGAGGGACAGCGGCGGGGUCGGUCUGUGGAUUGGCGAACCGAUGGGUGACAAAGAGAGGGGACGGGUAUAUCGAUGGAAUUUCGAAAACGAUGAAAUCGAAUGUAUCAAGAACUUGCCAACUCUGGUAAGCUGAGUAAUAAAAAAAGACGCAACGCAAGUGGUGCCUGAGAUAAUGUUGAUCGGGACCUGAAAUGAUAUUUUGGUUGGCACAGGCACGGUUUGGAUCUCAGAUCCGAUCAAUAGGAAACGAUGUUAUCUGUAUUACUUCGCAGCACUAUAGUGAUCAUGCUAGGUUUUCAGGGGCCAUCCAUUUGCUUCAGACGGUGUGAAAAUGGGAAUGAAAAAGCGAUGAUCAGGAGAUUGUGACUGAAACAUUCAAGGCACGGUUGACGGACAGACUCAGACUGGCUUAUUGCAUAACUAUGUUUCAGGGGUGGAAAAUAAAAAAAAAGUGGUCCAAGUUUCUCCCUGGGUUUUUCUUUUUUUUGGGGGG
Molecule: messenger RNA, 3062 nt
Organism: Radiomyces spectabilis
Lineage: Eukaryota; Fungi; Mucoromycota; Mucoromycetes; Mucorales; Radiomycetaceae
Exons: 11
Coding region: 207-2702 (831 amino acids)
Cellular component (GO): extracellular matrix; extracellular region
Molecular function (GO): GPI anchor phospholipase D activity
Source: RefSeq, a predicted model, not a curated record